Punica granatum (pomegranate) is the source of this 905-nucleotide messenger RNA. Lineage: Eukaryota; Viridiplantae; Streptophyta; Magnoliopsida; Myrtales; Lythraceae. The record is from RefSeq and is a predicted model, not a curated record.
UUGGGAAUUCCAGUCUCUCAAUUUCCAGCUCCCAGAUGGGAUGCACGCCUGAACGGUAAGAAGGGCAUUCUUGUAAUUUCGUUGGCCGUCACUUGCAAUAUACGCGUGCCACCGUCAUAGGACAGCGGCGUGUUCUGACCUGCGCCAAAGCCCGGAGCUUUCACGGGAUUUACCUGCACGCACCGGCUGUGUGUAAAACCCUAGACGCGGAGGACGAGGAAGAGGAGGAGGAAGAAGAAGAAGAAGAAGUUUCGGCGAGCUUGAGAAGAGGAAUGGCGAGCUUUCAGGAAGCCCCGCCCGGCAAUCCCAAGGCCGGAGAGAAGAUCUUCAAGACCAAGUGCGCUCAGUGCCACACCGUCGAAAAAGGCGCCGGCCACAAACAAGGGCCCAACUUGAAUGGUCUUUUCGGAAGGCAAUCGGGCACUACUCCUGGGUACUCUUAUUCGGCUGCCAACAAGAACAUGGCCGUUAUAUGGGAAGAGAAAACAUUGUAUGACUACUUGCUUAACCCUAAGAAGUACAUUCCUGGGACCAAGAUGGUGUUCCCUGGUCUGAAGAAGCCACAGGAUCGUGCAGAUCUAAUCGCGUAUCUCAAGGGGGCGACUUCUUCUUAAUCCUUUGAAUUGCCAAAUGAAUCAGCCAUUCAUUAGCGAGAGAUUUGGGAGUUCCCCGGAUCUGAUGAUUUGCGGAAUUUUUUUCCUUAUACUUUCAUUGGAACAGAGGGAAAUUAGCUUCUUGGUGGAAUAAGACCAUGAGGGAAUGAAAUGUUGCCCUCCUUUCGGAACAGAUAGUCGAGGCCAAAACUGUUGUAUCUGCGAGAAAUAUUUGGGUUCAGUUGAUGAACUUGUUCGGGUCUUCUGAUAUGGUUGGUUUUUUAAGAGCUUUGGGGUGCUUAUAUCCAAGUU